Molecule: messenger RNA, 2067 nt
Organism: Macrosiphum euphorbiae (potato aphid)
Lineage: Eukaryota; Metazoa; Arthropoda; Insecta; Hemiptera; Aphididae
Source: the annotation of a GenBank genome assembly
AUGGCCAAGAAAAAAGAUUCCGAGAAGCACGAAGACGGCCAAAGAGGAGGAAAGUACAAUAAGGACGAUGCCGACGCCAAUGAAUUGGAAAAUUUCGUCGACGACAUUACCGACGAAGAGUUGCUUGGUGAUGUACUGCAGAAGAGACCCAAAGUGUCCGAUGGCGUAGACACCGUCAUUAUUGUUGACGGAGUUCCCCAAGUCAACCCCGAACGCUUCGACAAACUCAAGGUAGUUAUCACCAAGAUCUUCGCACAGUUCGGUAAAAUUCUCAACGAUUACUAUCCAAAGUCUGAGAAUGGUCACACUAAAGGUUAUAUAUUCAUUGAAUAUGAAAAACACGAAAGCGCAUUAGAAGCUGUUACACAAGCUAAUAAUUAUAAGCUAGACAAACAACAUACUUUUUUAAUCAACUUAUUUUCUGACUACAAAAAAUAUAACGACAUUCCUGAAAAAUGGGAAGCUCCUACUCUACAGCCAUUCCCAGAAAGGCCUAAUCUUCAAUAUUUCUUAAGUGAACCUGAUGCAUUUGAUCAAUAUUAUGUUUAUAAUGUAAACAGUCAUAUUGAAGUUUGGCUGAAUAGCAAUCCACAGCCAACAAAAUUAGUUGAACGCGAAAAAUGGACUGAAUCUCUAAUUAUGUGGUCGCCUCUUGGAACAUACUUAGCAACACUACACAAGCAAGGUGUUGUCCUUUGGGGAGGACCAAAUUUCACAAAUGUUUUAAAGCUCUCUCAUCGCAAUGUACAAUUUGUUGAUUUUUCUCCUUGUGAACAAUACCUGGUGGCUUAUGCUCCAUUAGAUAAUGGUGAACAAAAGUUGACCAUUUUUGAUAUUCGCACUGGGGCCGAAAAGCGAUCAUUUAUUUCAGAUGCUCCAAUGGCUGGUAAUGUAUUAAGGUGGUCGAAGGAUGACAAAUAUUUUGCCCGGAUCGGCCAUAAUACCCUUAGUGUUUAUGAAACUCCAUCUUUUGGUUUGUUGGAUAAGAAAAGUAUAACGGUCAACGGUAUUCGAGAUUUUAGUUGGUCUCCCAGGGACAAUGUACUUGCCUACUGGGUUGCUGAAGAUAAAGAUGUACCGGCUCGAGUAGUUUUAUUAGAGAUACCAAGCCGCAAAGAAAUCCGAGCUAACAAUUUGUUUAACGUAGCAGACUGUAAAAUUCAUUGGCAAAAAGCUGGUGACUAUUUAUGUGUUAAAGUCGACCGUUAUGCUAAAAUCAAACGUGAGAAGGGAGAUGUUAAAUACAGUGGUAUGUAUUUCAAUUUUGAAAUAUUCCAUAUGAGAGAGAAAAAUAUACCUGUAGACAGUGUUGAAAUUAAAGAACCGAUUCAUGCUUUUGCUUGGGAACCAAUUGGUUCAAAGUUUGCAAUUAUUCACGGUGAACCUAGCAAUAAUAGUGUAAGCUUCUAUAACGUCAAAUCUGGUCAAGCUCCAGUCUUAUUAAAAAAGUUAGACAAACAUUUCUGCAGUCAUUUGUUUUGGUCACCUGCCGGACAAUAUAUUGUUAUUGCUGAAAUCCGAGAUUCUGGUGCUUUGGAAUUUGUUGACACCGCAGACUUCACCACAAUGUGUUCUACAGAACAUUAUAAAGCAACUGAUAUUGAAUGGGAUCCAACCGGAAGAUUUGUUGCCACUGGCGUUAGUUCGUGGAAAACUAAGGGUGAUACGGGCUAUUGGAUAUGGUCAUUCCAAGGAAGAAUAUUGAAUAGAUUCAAUACAAAUACCUAUUGCCAUAUGCAAUGGAGACCUAGACCUCCUACUCUGUUGAGCGCUAAACAACAAAAGGAUACCAAGAAAAGUUUGAAAAAAUACACUUCUCAGUUUGAGACGAAAGAUAAAAUGCGAAUGACCAAAGCCUCUAAAGAAGUCAUCGAUAAACGUCGAAAAUUGAUUAAAGAAUUCGAAGAAUACCGCAGCAAACGUUUAGAAGAUUGGAAUAAACAAAAGGCUGAAAGAAUGGCUAUUAGAAGUCAUAUCGAUACCGAUGAACUAGAUUCAGAUGAUAAAAACGUACAGGUAGAAAAGGUCGAAUUUUUGGUUAAAGAAGAAGUAACUGUAAUUGAUUGA